Messenger RNA from Knipowitschia caucasica, 321 nucleotides. The record is from the annotation of a GenBank genome assembly. NCBI's taxonomy places the organism in Eukaryota, Metazoa, Chordata, Actinopteri, Gobiiformes, Gobiidae.
AUGGGGGUUGGUUUUCUAUGGGGGGGGGGGGGGGGGGGGGGGUGGGGGGGGGGGUUGAGGGGAAGGGUUUAUUGGGGGGUUGGGGGGGUGGGGGGGGGGAUGGGGGCAAUUAUUGGGUGGUUUUGGCAUAUGAUUGGAAAGCUGGAGCCCCUGUCACAGUUUGAAAUUCACCAAAGGCAGUCGCUCAAGCCCCUGCCCUGCAAACUGGAGGUGGAAAAAGCUCCAGCUGCUCCAGUGGAAGCGGCUGGUGCACCCAGGCAGCAGACUCCCUCUCUGUGCCUCCCAGCCAGCACUGUGACCUCAGUGGGGAGUGGGCCAUGA